CGCGAGUGAACAAAGACGUCAAGUGUUACAUUGCAACAAUGUAGCAUAUGCCUAAUGUAACCAAUGUUCUAAGAUCAAUGAAGCAACGUUGCAAGUUACUUACCGUUUCCUAACUAACCUACUAGGGGAAUUCAACCAUCAGGUUUGUUUCGGAGGACUGUUUGUUUUGCCGCAUGACGAUUGUCGCCAACUACAUUUCCCAUGUUCCCUUUACAAGAACGCGUUUCUUGUUUCUAUGGUAACCAAACCAUAUCACAUAAUUUAGGCUAAUCAAAACUACGCUCUCCGCUAUGUCGCCAAAAUACCGUUGACCAGAUGUCUUUUCAACACUUCGAUAAUGCUGACUAUGAAGGUGGACAAGGAGAUGCACUUUCCUGCAGUAGGUCUGCUAGCAAUUCAUCGUCUGAGUCCACCACAUCCAACAAGAGCAAAGAUCGUGCUUACAGCAGUCGAGGGAGAUCUCCAGCAUCCUACUCUCAGGAUGAUUUCGAGGAUGAUAAAGACACAUUCUCUGUGCUCGAGAAAUCCCACGCCUCGCCAGUAAAGAAAUCUCUUAAGAAAGCAAAACAUUUUAAUCUCAAAGGCCAAAAGCGUUUAGGUGUGCAGCAUCCACACCAAAAAAAGAGCCACCGCCCUGGCCGCAAAGCGCCGCUUUUCCCCCCGAUCCGGCCCCUGGACGCCGUUGGCCAGCGGGUGGCGUCGGCACGCGAGCACCGCAUCAAGGAGCUGAGUAGCCAGGUGUGGGAGCUGCAGCGCCAGCUGGACGGUGCCUGGCAGGAGAACCGGCUGAUGCGCCGCGUGCAGAACCGCCACACGGCGGCGCUGCAGCACUUCCAGGACUCCCAGAGCGGCCUGCCCCAGAUUCUGCUGAAGCACGGGAACGAGGUGCACGCCCUCCAGGAGCUCCUGCGGAAGGCGCGGGGCCAGAGGAACAGCAUGGCGCAGCGUCUCGCCUCCAUGGAGGACCACCUGCGGCAGGCAUCCGAGGAGCGGCGCCGACUGCAGCUGCUGUGUCGACAGCGCCAUCUAGGGAAGAGAGAGGAGCUGACGCAGCAGCUCAGCAAACUCAGCCUGGAGAUGGAAGUCAAGACCAAGAGGAUAAAGGAGCUGGAGAGGAACCUUGAGUUGAGCAAUGCAUGCUCCAGCCGCCACCUGAGCACGGAGAUGAGGAAAACUGUGGAGGCUCGAGACCUGUCCAAGUUACUCCAGGAACAAAUCGACCAGCUGACUCAGAAGAUCAGGGAAAGGGAGCGGGAGUUGGAGAAUCACAAUAUUUACUCACACAGAUUCCCAAAGGCAAAGAAAGUGUUCGGACAUAACCCCUGGCUCUGUGAAUUGAAAACUAACACAGGGGUGCACCCACACACAAAGUGUCAAUCAACAGGAACAAAAGAGACCAAGGGUAUUCAGACUGAGGGUUUCUCACCUCUGCCUUUGGAAGCUCCCAGCUGUAAGCUAGAGAUCGAGUAUGAGAGCGAGGAGCACCUAGAGAAGCAGAGAAGCAACAGGAGCAUGGACCUCUGUGCCAUUGAUUUCAGCGAGCUGCAGAAAGAUCAAAAUGACACGGACAGAAGUCUCGCAGAGGACAGUGAGUCAAAGGAGGGUCCAGCCAUUGCUAUUGCCACUGAGGGCACAGAGGCAGGCAUGAAUGAAGAGGAGCAGCAGGAUGACAGUGGUGAUGAUUAUGACAAUGGUGAAGAUGAUGAUGGGGAGAUUAACGACAUGUCGGGUCGGCCCCGGGACGCCACCCACGAUCCGAGCAGCCCCGGCCAGGCCGAUACCAGCCUGGACCUGGACGACAUGCUCGGAACCAGCUGCCCGUCCGCCAACAAGCAGACCACACCCCGCGCUCGGCGCCACUACACCUUCAAGGAGACCAUCCAGAACCUCCACAGGGGCCGGCCGGCCUACGGGCUCCAGAAGGGCUCCAAGGGCCCGGCCUCAGGGCCCAGCCUGGGCGGGGACAGCGCCCCCUACGAGCCCUCCUUCCUGUCGGGGUCAGCUGGGAGAGCGCGGCCUUCGUUGCGGGAGGACCAGCGGCAUGAGGGCGAGGAGGACCCCCGCAGCCGCAAGAGCAGCCUGAUGAGGGAGCUGUUUGGCCUGGCAGACGCCGCGGAGCCCCGAGCCGAACGGAAGACCCACGCCAAGGAGCCGCGGCCGCCGCCCACCGUGAACUCGGACUCGGACCGCACGUCCUCCUACGUCCUGGGAGACACGGUGUCUCACAUCAGGGACCAGUUCAUUAUAUUUGACUGAGAAUAUAUCUGCCAAUUAUUAUUGGCGGGUUUUUAUAAUAAAAAAUAUGUUUUCAGAGA
Alosa alosa (allis shad) is the source of this 2315-nucleotide messenger RNA. Its product is annotated as lebercilin-like protein. The coding region runs from base 316 to 2256 and encodes 646 amino acids. Gene Ontology annotation, cellular component: axoneme. The record is from RefSeq and is a predicted model, not a curated record. The transcript is spliced from 10 exons. NCBI's taxonomy places the organism in Eukaryota, Metazoa, Chordata, Actinopteri, Clupeiformes, Clupeidae. Gene Ontology annotation, biological process: intraciliary transport.